UGCAUGCAAUGAGUUAUUACGCUGACCCUUCUGUGUACAGAGGCGGUUCUGCUGAAAGUUGGUCCAUGAAUAUAACAAAUAAUUCUACAUGCACGAAUGGAAGCAGUGAACACUACAUGAGCAGAUUAGGUGAAGAAACAACUUCAUUGCAUCAGUAUGGGAAUACUUGGACUCCUCAGAACGGGUAUUCCUACACUUCUAAUCCACUAUCAAAUUAUCCCGCCCAAAGUGACGUACAAGUUGCCCCGUCUUCGUUAGCUGCAUUGAAAUCAGCAUACUCUCAACCUAUGAGUGGUACUUCAUCGCAAAUUUCCUACCCGAAAGGACUCACGCCUCAAAAACCACCAGAAGAGUUGGUUAAAAACGGUCCCGUAGAAAUGAAACACUCGGCAAUUACCGAGCUUAUACAAAAUUCUGACAGGAAUGCGAGCGGUGAUUACGGUCAGUUCACAAAUUUGACGGUGCCAGCUUACCCUCAAGCUUACAAUUAUCCAACCUCAGCUGGCUACCCGUUAAAUUACAAUUAUCCAAAUUACAGUUACCCUACUAGCACGGAAAGAUGGCCUCAGGAGAAUUUGGCGGCUGGUCGAAGCGAGUCAUGGUUGCAACCUUCAGAUCCCAGCUUUUACGGAAGAACUUCACAGCUGGCCGCUUUAGCCGGACAUUCAGGUGCUCAUGACCUUAACAGAUCCGAAUACGGCGCGAGAAGCAAUGGCCACGUAGAUCCUUGGAGAUGGGGUGUUUCUAAUGACACUCAGCCUAUUCGAAUAUCAGAAACGUUGUCUAGUUGGACUCAGUAUCCAAAUAAAACCUCUGCAUCUUCUCUUUCGAAAGCAGCAAAUUCAACUGAAACCAAAUCAAAAGCACCUGCGGCAUCUGCAACAAAAUUUGGCCAUUUUUCCAAAAACACUUCGAAUUCAAAAGGCCAAAGCGGUGCAAAUUACGGUGGCAAUAGAAAUGAAAAUGGCAAUUCAAGUGGUAGCAAAUUUGGUAAUCAAUGGCGUAAAACGCAGUCUUCCAAUAAUUCCAGUAAAUCUUCUUUGGGAAGUAGUAAUAGUUCUUCUCUAACGCCGCCCGAUUUCGAUAAGUUAGAGCUACCUCCUGCCAAGAAAGAUUUCUACUCUGAGAACGAUCACUUAAACGACCGAGAUUCAGACGAGAUCGAUGAUUACUUAGAUGACCACAACAUAUCCUUAAAAGGGCGAUAUCAACCAAGGCCUUGCAUCACGUUCAAAGAUUUAGAUUUGCCUAGUGAAAUUUCAACUGCUUUGCGCAAUAAAAACUACGAGAAGCCAACACCUAUCCAAGCACAAACCUGGCCUAUAGCUCUCUCAGGGGACGAUAUGGUAGGACUAGCACAGACGGGAUCGGGGAAGACGUGUGCGUUUGUGAUUCCAGGACUUGUUCACAUUUUGAACAACAAAGAAAUGCCGAAAGAACCAAACAAUCCUUUAAUGCUAGUCCUGUGUCCAACUAGAGAGUUAUCUCAGCAAGUAGCACAAGUCACGGAGGAAUUUGCUUCAUCGAUGGGUAUAAAUGUGGUAUGUGUGUAUGGGGGGACUCCUAGAUCAGAGCAAUCUGCGCUACUGAAAAAUAAAAGGCCAGAAAUUUUAGUGGCGACGCCCGGACGACUGCUGGAUUUCAUGGAAUCAAAAGAGGUUGAUAUCAAACUGGUGUCGUAUCUGGUGUUGGAUGAGGCCGACCGCAUGCUGGACAUGGGCUUCGAGCCCCAGAUCAGGAGCAUCAUUGACAACAUUCGCCCCGACAGACAGACACUCAUGUUCAGUGCCACAUGGCCAGACGAGGUGUGGCAACUCGCAGAGGACUUCCUAGACAGCUACACGAAAGUGAACGUUGGCUCCCAGAAACUAAGUGCAAACCACCAAAUCACACAAGUAGUGGAAUGUUGUGAAGAGGAGGAGAAACCGGGCAAAAUUCUGGAGUUGCUGAAAGAUCUAGUCGAAAAAGACAAGACGCUGCGAACCCUCAUUUUCUGUGACACAAAGAGAGCUGUUAACGACCUUCACAAAAAUUUGAACGAAAAUCAUUUCAAAGCGGAAGCAAUUCACGGAAAUAAAAAACAAUAUGAGCGAGAAUUCGUUUUAAAACAGUUUUCAGACAACAAAAUUCCGAUUCUGAUUGCUACUGACGUGGCGGCCAGAGGAUUAGACAUCUCGGAUAUAAAACACGUGAUAAAUUACGACUAUCCAGCCAGUUCGGAAGACUACGUGCAUAGAAUCGGGAGAACAGCGCGUGGGUCGACCACGGGUAUGGCGUAUUCUUUUUUCACCCAAGCCAAUAUGGGCCAAUCUGGAAAGUUAAUAUCCAUUUUGGAGGAAGCUAACCAAGAAGUGCCUACAAUGUUAAAAUUUUAUGCAAGUUUUGUCAAGCAAAGAUAGAAGAAAACUCUUUUUCAGUUAGACAAAAACAAAAUUUUGAUGGUGUUUUCAAACUGCUAAAAACUGAUCAUUAUUUACUUAGCAGAUAGAUUUCCAAUUCUCGUUCACUGAACUGUAAUCUUGUUAUUAUAUCUCCUGAAAAUAUAAAUGUUAUUCUCGUUUUCAAAUUUACGAAAUCUUCACGCAA
This is a messenger RNA of Symsagittifera roscoffensis, 2586 nucleotides long. RefSeq lists its product as uncharacterized. The transcript has 3 exons. The record is from RefSeq and is a predicted model, not a curated record. Gene Ontology annotation, molecular function: ATP binding; RNA binding; RNA helicase activity. Lineage: Eukaryota; Metazoa; Xenacoelomorpha; Acoela; Convolutidae. Bases 9 to 2399 code for a protein of 796 amino acids. Gene Ontology annotation, cellular component: nucleus; cytoplasm; ribonucleoprotein complex.